Molecule: messenger RNA, 1830 nt
Organism: Aureobasidium uvarum
Lineage: Eukaryota; Fungi; Ascomycota; Dothideomycetes; Dothideales; Saccotheciaceae
Source: the annotation of a GenBank genome assembly
AUGCAAGCGCUCGAGUCUGGCAAGGGCUUCUUCCCUAACAUGAUGGGCCCUGGCGGCAAUGGCUAUGGAUACACCCCUGGAACCAUGAGUCUCAACUCCGAUGCAACCAGCGGGAAAGUUGGUAUGUUGGAGAUCAUGUCUUCAUUGCUAAGACUAUGGCUAACUCCUAUCCANGUCAUCCAGCACUUCGCAUGCCGCUCGCUUUCGAUUGGAUCAUGGCGCAGAGUCGGCCAGAGCCAGAUGGACUUGAUCAUCUUCUACUCACCGGAGAAGGCUUGCGUCACAUACUACAUCAACAACGACUCGGCUGGCUACAAGAUCGAGUACCCCUUCGCUUGGAUCAAGAACAUCAACCUUGUUCAGGGCGAGGUCACAAGUGCUGCAGAGGGCGCUUCGCAGAGACUAGGCGCGCUGGUGGUCGAGCUAGUCCGUCCCCCUAAGUUCUACAUGGACAGCUCGGGUAGCGGUGGCUUCUACGAAUGCGGCGAUUUUACCGAGGACCAGCAGGCCAGCAAGAUCAUGGUUCACCAGCUUGGUGGCCCUUCCAAGGCCCUCAGCGGUCAACUUGCCAAGCUAGUGUCUCUCGACUCUUUCCAGAACCGUCACACAAUGCUCGACCCCACUCAUUUUGCCAUGGCUGCUGCUUCGGCUCCCGUUUCGCCCGUCAACUUCAGACCCGCAAGUCAGCCUAACCACUUGGUUCACCCUCAUUCGGGCGUCUUCCAAGAUUCUGCCAUGGGUCUCAUGGGCCCGCCUGCUCCUCGUGGCCACAAGAGACAACGCAGUCGUUCCGUUCCUGCUGCCAUCGACCUCUCGAUGCUGAGAAACAACCCUAUGCCUUCGUUCCUCAUCCAGCAUGAGCCCAACACACCUGCUCAGCCUCUGCAAGACAAUGCCAUCUUCGCCCCUCAGCCUCAACAUCACCAUGGCUUCUCCGCAGGCAUGGGCCCGAACAACCUCAGCAUCGAUACUUCUGCUGGUUAUGGCAUGGACUUCAGACAAUUCGCCGGCCCCAUGUCUGCCACUACCCUUAAUUCUCCUAGCGAUUUCGGUACUCCUGGCUUCUUCAACCCCGGUCCCACAAGCGACAUGAUGGCGCACUCCAACCUCAACACCCCUUACUCGAGUUCAUUCCUUUCUGUCGACCCAUCCGCCAUGAUCGGUACCAGCAACACACCUGUUUCUUGCCUCAGCGGAGGCGAUCCUGUGAUCGCUGACCAGUCGCCGCCGCUUAACGGUCUUGGUCGCAGCCAGUCAGACGACAUCUUCGGCACACCCGGAGGUGACAACGGCUUGAGCGACGAUGCUCUUUGCCUCUCGUCCGAUGUAUACAACAAGUCAAUGGGUAUGGGUUUCCACAGCCCUCUUCCCGACGAGCACAUGGGUUUCGACUCGUCCCUCUCGGACGCUCACUAUGACUACAACUCGCCAAUUCCUGCAAACAAGAUGAAUCUGCCUUUCCGCAUGCCCAACGAGACACCUAUGCACCAGCAGUCGCCCAACCCCGCGCAAUUGGCUAUGCAUCAAGACUCCGCUAUUGCUUUCCAGUCGCCCACUCACAUGGGCCAUGCUGAUCACGGCCACAACCUUUACCAGACACCAAAAGUCAACGGUACAGGAAUGUUCCAGGACAGCAAGAUGUACCAAUCACCGGCCCAGAUGCUCGAUUCCAACUUCUCGACGCCGGCUCACCACCCCUCGCAUCUUCAGAACCAUGAUGUAUAUCACAGCCCGAGCUUAGGCCCUAACGACCUCCACAACCAGCAUGGCGAGGAGAUCGACAUGUCGAGUUUCGUACAGUACGGCACUAUUGAUCCUGCCAGCCUGUAG